Messenger RNA from Vespula pensylvanica (western yellowjacket), 1475 nucleotides. RefSeq names its product dihydroorotate dehydrogenase (quinone) (gene Dhod). The record is from RefSeq and is a predicted model, not a curated record. The transcript has 2 exons. Gene Ontology annotation, cellular component: cytoplasm; mitochondrial inner membrane. Gene Ontology annotation, biological process: pyrimidine ribonucleotide biosynthetic process; 'de novo' pyrimidine nucleobase biosynthetic process. Bases 139 to 1314 code for a protein of 391 amino acids. Lineage: Eukaryota; Metazoa; Arthropoda; Insecta; Hymenoptera; Vespidae. Gene Ontology annotation, molecular function: dihydroorotate dehydrogenase activity.
UACAAAGUUGGUAUCACUGUAACCUUCUUUGGUGUUUUGUUUAUGGUACAUAACUAAUUUAUGUCGUAAACGCGCACUGAAGAAAUAGAUAUUAUUUUAUUAUUUGAUUUUGUAUGUUGAAAAUAUGCAACAUUAAAUAUGGCACAACGAUUAAAUAAUAAGGCAAAAAUCAAAUCGUUUAUAACUGUUACAAGUUCAGCUGCAGCGUUAUUUGGUGGAAUAUGCAUUUAUCAAGGAAAUGAAAAAUUUUAUAAAGAGGUAGCAAUUCCCUUGAUUCAACAAAUAGAUCCCGAAAUAGCUCAUACUAUAGCAGUAAAAGCUUUAAAGUGGGGAUUUGUUCCUAAAGAAAAAUUAAAUGAUCCUAUUUCACUUCGAACAAGCAUUUGGGAUUUAGUAUUCAAAAAUCCUAUUGGUAUGGCCGCUGGUUUUGAUAAACAAGGAGAAGCUGUUGAAGGCUUACAUAAAAUAGGUUUUAGUUUUGUAGAGAUAGGAUCCGUAACACCUAUGCCACAAUCAGGUAAUCCUAAGCCUAGAGUAUUUAGAUUAUUAGAGGAUAACGCAAUUGUUAAUCGUUAUGGUUUCAAUAGUGACGGUCAUGAUAAAGUAUGGGAACGUGUUAAAAAGCUUAAAGAAAAUAAAGAUUUUGUUGGUAUUAUUGGUAUUAACUUAGGAAAAAAUAAAGAUUCUGAAGAUGCAGUGCAAGAUUACAUAAACGGUAUUAAGAAAUUUUCAGAUGUAGCAGAUUAUUUUGUAAUUAAUGUAUCCAGUCCUAAUACACCAGGACUUAGAUCUUUACAAAGUAAAGAAAAUUUAGAAAACUUGCUGACAAAAAUAAAUGAAACAAGACAAAUCAUAGGUAGCAAGCAACCAUUACUUUUGAAAUUAGCACCAGAUUUAUCUGAAACUGAACGACAGGAUAUAGCAGAUAUUGUUCUACAUACAAAAACAAAAAUUGAUGGUUUGAUUUUAUGCAAUACAACAACUUCACGUGUAAAUCUAGUUAAUGAAAACAAAAGAGAAAGUGGUGGACUUAGUGGUGCACCUCUUACAGAUGUUACUACCAAAAUUAUUUCAGACAUGUAUAAACGAACUUAUGGUAAAAUUCCAAUUAUUGGAGUAGGAGGUGUUUUCUCUGGGGAAGAUGCCUAUCAUAAAAUUAAAGCUGGAGCUUCUUUGAUUCAGUUAUAUACAUCAUAUAUAUAUAAUGGUCCACCAAUAGUUGGAAAAAUAAAAAGAGAAUUACAUGAAAUACUUAAGAAAGAUGGUUUUUCUUCUGUAAAUGAAGCAGUUGGUAAAGAUAUAAAGAUUAGCUAAGUAUAAGUAUACUUCAAAUUAUUAUAUAUUAUUUAAUAGUUUUGUACAUAUGUAAAUUAUUGGAUUAUAACACAUUUAAUUAUGAUAAUUUGUAAUGAAUAUAUAUGAUGUGUUUAAAAAGAUACGUUUUAUGCAUUGGAUAAAUUAAUUUGUUACAGAUC